Messenger RNA from Chara braunii, 977 nucleotides. NCBI's taxonomy places the organism in Eukaryota, Viridiplantae, Streptophyta, Charophyceae, Charales, Characeae. The record is from the annotation of a GenBank genome assembly.
CAACCACGAUAAUCCCUCUAGCUCAGAUUGGAGGAAGAGCGCGGGAGAGGGAGAAUAUCAAAUCCACAAUCGUCAGAAAGAGCGAAGGCUGGUGAAUGCUACGCUUAUCUCCUGGCGGCGUGUGAUCACACGACCGGGCGGUACAGAAUCACCGAGAAAGGGGAAGCGCGCGGCUCGCACUCGUCCUCUCGUAGUUGCGAGCGUCUCUCCGCUUUACCACUCGAAGCACCAUAGCCGAGAUGGCGUCAGCAGUAACGUCCGCCGCUUCCGCCGCUUCCGCGGCUGCCACGCUGAGCUCCGGCGCGGUGGUGUCCAAGCGCGCGGAGGGCGUGGUGGUGGCGCGUUCCGCAUUCGUGAGCGGAGCCGCCCUGCGCUCCCCGAGCUUGAGCGGGCAGAGGCUGUUCAGCGGCCCCUGCGCGGCUUCCAGGCUGGUGAUGGAAACGGCGGCGCCCGCCGGGUUCACCCCGCCGGAGUUGAAGGCUGACACUCCUUCCCCCAUCUUCGGCGGAAGCACCGGCGGUCUGCUGCGCAAGGCCCAGGUGGAGGAGUUCUACGUCAUCACCUGGGAGUCCCCCAAGGAGCAGAUCUUCGAGAUGCCCACGGGCGGGGCUGCCAUCAUGCGCUCGGGUCCCAACCUGUUGAAGUUGGCGCGCAAGGAGCAAUGCCUGGCUCUCGGGACCCAGCUCCGCACCAAUUACAAGAUCAACUACCAAUUUUACCGCGUGUACCCUAGCGGGGAGGUGCAGUACCUCCACCCCAAGGACGGAGUCUACCCGGAGAAGGUGAAUGAGGGACGCGAGGGGGCCAACCAGAACUUCCGCUCCAUUGGCAAGAACGUCAAUCCCGCGAGUGUCAAGUUCACAGGCAAGGAAGCCAUGGAUUUGUAGGCUGGAGAGAGAGAGAGAGAGAGAGAGAGAGAGAGAGAGAGAGAGAGAGAGAGAGAGAGAGAGAGAGAGAGAGAGAGAGAGAGAGAGAGA